Ananas comosus (pineapple) is the source of this 2007-nucleotide messenger RNA. Its product is annotated as sulfate transporter 4.1, chloroplastic-like. Gene Ontology annotation, biological process: transmembrane transport. Gene Ontology annotation, molecular function: secondary active sulfate transmembrane transporter activity. The record is from RefSeq and is a predicted model, not a curated record. The transcript has 16 exons. Gene Ontology annotation, cellular component: membrane. NCBI's taxonomy places the organism in Eukaryota, Viridiplantae, Streptophyta, Magnoliopsida, Poales, Bromeliaceae. The coding region runs from base 7 to 1959 and encodes 650 amino acids.
GAACAGAUGAUCAAUGUUGUAGGAGGGGGAGAAAGAGAGAUACCGAUGGAGAUAUCCUACGCAACCUCGAGCAAUCUCAACAUCGCGGACUCCGACGUCAUCAAGGGGCUCGCGCGGCACGUCCGGGGCCCGGCGAGGGCGGGGCCGGGACCCCUCAUGGGGCCCACGCCGUCCUCGUCGGCCCUGAUCCCUUCGCCCCCCUCCCUCUUCGCCCAGUGGCGGUCGAAGCUCCAGAGCAUGUCGGCACUGCACGUGAUGGAGUUCGUGUUCCCGUGCACGCGGUGGAUCCGGACUUACCAAUGGCAGGAGUAUUUUCAAAUGGACCUCAUGGCGGGGAUCACGGUCGGCGUCAUGCUCAUCCCCCAGGCAAUGUCAUAUGCAAAAUUAGCUGGGCUUCACCCAAUUUAUGGGCUUUAUUCUGGUUUCGUUCCGAUAUUCGUAUAUGCCAUUUUCGGAUCGUCACGCCAACUCGCGAUCGGUCCGGUGACGUUGGUAUCCCUCUUAGUUUCCAAUGUCUUGGGUAACAUAGUGGAUCCUUCAGAUGCAUUGUACACAGAGCUCGCUAUACUACUCGCGUUUAUGGUCGGCGUAUUAGAAUGUAUAAUGGGGCUUUUGAGGCUUGGUUGGCUUCUGAGGUUCAUAAGCCACUCAGUAAUAUCCGGGUUUGUCACUUCCUCGGCUAUUGUAAUCGCGUUGUCUCAAGCGAAGUACUUCUUGGGGUACAAUGUGGAGAGGAGUAGCAAAAUCGUGCCGCUCGCGAGGAGUAUAAUUGCUGGAGCUGCAGAUUUCUCAUGGCCCCCCUUUCUAAUGGGAUCAACAAUCCUCGCAAUUAUUCUUCUUAUGAAGUACUUGGGGAAUUCGAAGAAGAGUUUGCGAUUCCUCAGAGCAUCGGGACCACUAACUGCGGUUAUACUGGGGACAACUUUUGUGAAAACAUUCCGCCCCUCCUCGAUAUCCGUGGUUGGCGAAAUACCACAAGGCCUUCCACAGUUUCACAUUCCUCGAGGGUUCGAGUAUGCGCAAUCUCUGCUUUCGACCGCCGUUCUCAUUACUGGAGUGGCCAUUCUAGAAUCAGUAGGGAUUGCCAAAGCAUUGGCCGCGAAAAAUGGGUACGACUUAGACUCGAAUCAAGAGUUAUUUGGCCUUGGAAUGGCAAAUAUAUGUGGUUCUUUUUUCUCUUCGUACCCAGCGACAGGUUCCUUUUCUAGGUCAGCUGUAAAUCAUGAAACUGGGGCAAAAACAGGAUUAUCAGGAGUUAUAAUGGGGUGCACAAUGGGUUGUGCUUUAUACUUUUUGACUCCAUUGUUUAGAGAUAUACCUCAGUGUGCACUAGCUGCCAUUGUUAUCUCUGUUGGAAUAAGUUUGGUGGACUAUGAGGAGGCCGCAUUCUUGUGGCGCGUAGAUAAGAAAGAUUUCCUUCUCUGGACUAUCACUUGCAUUAUAACAUUAUUUCUCGGCAUCGAGAUUGGUGUGCUUGUUGGGGUUAGCGCUUCUCUCGCAUUCGUCAUCCAUGAAUCAGCAAAUCCCCACAUAGCUGUACUGGGACGUCUCCCCGGAACUACGGUUUACAGAAACAUCGAACAGUAUCCCGAAGCAUACAUAUACUACGGAAUUGUUGUUGUUCGAAUUGAUGCUCCGAUUUAUUUCGCAAACAUAAGUUACAUCAAGGACAGGUUGCGUGAGUACGAACUCGACAGCACAGGAGCAACAAAAGAUACACAAGAAAAAGAAAGAAUUUAUUUCGUGAUUAUUGAGAUGGCAGCUGUUCCAUACAUCGACUCGAGCGCAGUUCAAGCUCUCAAGGAUCUGCAUCAAGAAUAUAAAUCUCGCGAAAUCCAGGUAGAGUUGUAUCUAUUUUGUUUUCAGAUUCGAUUUAUGAUAGAUUUUAAUGAUAUUACAAUCUUAGCUUCGAAUUUCUCACGCAGAUGGCCUUUUCGAAUCCAAACCGGAAGGUUCUGAUAACGCUUUCCCGUGCUGGACUCAUCGAGUUGAUCGGGAAGAGAUGGU